This is a messenger RNA of Protopterus annectens (West African lungfish), 1593 nucleotides long. RefSeq lists its product as uncharacterized. Bases 1 to 1593 code for a protein of 530 amino acids. The transcript has 14 exons. The record is from RefSeq and is a predicted model, not a curated record. NCBI's taxonomy places the organism in Eukaryota, Metazoa, Chordata, Ceratodontiformes, Protopteridae.
AUGGAUGCUCCCGAAGUGAGGAAGGAGUCUACUGGAUGCCUCUGCAUUAUCAGAUAUUUUUGCCAAUACAUUGCGGAAUUAUACUGCAGACAUCUCUCACAGCAUAGGUUCACUAAGUCUAGUCUGUGCAGUGGUGGUUCUUCUGUGGACUUGGAAGAGAGAGCCUGUCUAGUAUACUGCAGACAUCUCUCACAGCAUAGGUUCACUAAGUCUAGUCUGUGCAGUGGUGGUUCUUCUGUGGACUUGGAAGAGAGAGCCUGUCUAGUAUACUGCAGACAUCUCUCACAGCAUAGGUUCACUAAGUCUAGUCUGUGCAGUGGUGGUUCUUCUGUGGACUUGGAAGAGAGAGCCUGUCUAGUAUACUGCAGACAUCUCUCACAGCAUAGGUUCACUAAGUCUAGUCUGUGCAGUGGUGGUUCUUCUGUGGACUUGGAAGAGAGAGCCUGUCUAGUAUACUGCAGACAUCUCUCACAGCAUAGGUUCACUAAGUCUAGUCUGUGCAGUGGUGGUUCUUCUGUGGACUUGGAAGAGAGAGCCUGUCUAGUAUACUGCAGACAUCUCUCACAGCAUAGGUUCACUAAGUCUAGUCUGUGCAGUGGUGGUUCUUCUGUGGACUUGGAAGAGAGAGCCUGUCUAGUAUACUGCAGACAUCUCUCACAGCAUAGGUUCACUAAGUCUAGUCUGUGCAGUGGUGGUUCUUCUGUGGACUUGGAAGAGAGAGCCUGUCUAGUAUACUGCAGACAUCUCUCACAGCAUAGGUUCACUAAGUCUAGUCUGUGCAGUGGUGGUUCUUCUGUGGACUUGGAAGAGAGAGCCUGUCUAGUAUACUGCAGACAUCUCUCACAGCAUAGGUUCACUAAGUCUAGUCUGUGCAGUGGUGGUUCUUCUGUGGACUUGGAAGAGAGAGCCUGUCUAGGUCACGUCAUUGGCUGGGACCAGAUGGCAGAGAUACAGACAUUGCAACAGAGAUGGGUGGACAUAAUUUCUCAGCCGGAAGACCUGUUUUGGGAUUUGCCUAAUAUUGAGACCCUGGUGCUGGUGGAAAAGGGUCAAGCUAGUUGGAAGAGAAAGCAACCAGCAAACUGCAAGCAGGUGGCUAGAGGGAAGGGAGCACAUCAUUUGCAGUCAAGAGGCAUAGUCCCAAUGGAGGCUGCAUCUGUUGGAACAGUGCAUGCUGCUCCUGCAGAGGGGAACUCCUUUAAUGAUUUUAUUUCAGUAGACAAUGUUAAGGUGCAUUAUGCGUCUUUGGAUAACAUGGUGCAGAUCAUUAGAGGGUUUAAAGAUCCAUGGUUGGUGAAGGUGGAUAUUGAAUCUGCAUUUCGACUUCUGCAGCAGCACAACAUCCUGCCCAACCACAAUGGCAUGGCCUGUCAGCCCCCUACAGAUGGCAGCAGCAGGCCGCCACCUCCUGUACUAGAGACACACAGUACAUCUGGGUUCCAGCCUGACAUAGCUGCCUUAAUGCCUCCUAGUACCCUACCUGCACCAUCUCCCGCAGGUAGUCUUGCAGUGCAGGAUGGCACAGUGGUACCUGCAGGUAGUAAAGGUGAUGCUUUUGUCACCUUUCAGGAGCUGGCAGAGUUUGUAGGGUAG